GAACAGGGAAAUGAAGUUGUCAGACAGGCCAGCCCAGCAACUCUGUCUCUACAAGUAGGCAGCUAGCAACUUCGGAGAGACUCACACGAAAUAUCACAGAUAUGAAUGUCGUCCGUUUGAGCAACUUGUAGCCACAGUUGGUGCGACUUUACCCACUAUAUUAAAAAAAAGUCUGUAUCGUCGCCUGUAGCUAACUGAAGAAAGUGGAGACAACUUGCGAGCCUGCUAGCUAACCUUUAGCCACCGAGCGUCUUUCGGCUUCAAAACUAGACUUCAUUCGAGCUCUGGGUUUGGAUCACCUGUCUUCAGUCAUGCCGUUUCCUUUUGGGAAGUCUCAGAAGAGUCCUGCUGAAAUAGUGAGGAGUCUGAAGGAGAAUGUGGCGUACAUGGAGAAGCUCGAUGCUGCAGACAGCAAAAAGUGUGAGAAGGUUGCGGAGGAGGCGUCCAAAAAUCUUGCUUCGCUGAAGGAGGUACUUUGUGGAACAGGUGACAAGGAGCCUCAAACUGAAGCAGUGGCUCAGCUUGCACAGGAGCUGUACAACACCAACCUGCUCAUUGCUCUCAUUGCAAACCUGCAGAAGAUUGAUUUUGAGGGGAAGAAGGAUGUGGUCCAUUUGUUCAGCAAUAUUGUGAGACGUCAGAUUGGAACUCGCACACCCACCGUAGAAUACAUCUCUACACACCCACAGAUUCUCUUCAUGCUUCUGAAAGGAUAUGAGAGCGCUGAAGUGGCUCUUAACUGUGGCAUGAUGCUGAGAGAGUGCCUGCGUCACGAGCCUUUGGCAAGGACAGUGCUCUUCUCUGAAGAGUUCUACUGCUUCUUCCGUUACGUGGAGCUCUCAACCUUUGACAUUGCCUCAGACGCUUUCGCCUCAUUCAAGGAUCUUCUCACAAGACACAAGAUCAUGUGUGCAGAUUUCCUGGAGAACAAUUAUGACAGGGUGUUCACAGAGUACGAAAAACUCCUGCAUUCUGACAACUACGUCACCAAACGGCAGUCUUUAAAGCUCCUUGGGGAACUCCUCCUGGAUCGACACAACUUCACUGUCAUGACGAAGUACAUCAGUCGGGCAGAGAAUUUGAAACUGAUGAUGAACUUGCUGAGAGAUAACAGCCGAAACAUCCAGUUCGAAGCAUUCCACGUCUUCAAGGUAUUUGUUGCAAACCCCAACAAGACUCAGCCCGUGCUGGACAUCCUGCUGAAGAACCAGACCAAGCUCGUGGAGUUCCUGAGCCACUUCCAGACGGACAGAUCCGAGGACGAGCAGUUUUGCGACGAGAAAAACUAUCUGAUAAAGCAGAUCCGGGACCUGAAGAGACCCACGGCACCCGAGGAAGCUUAACGCUUGCAGGGGACGGCCGCGCUGUCAGGUGGUAGAUGUUAGAGGUGGUGGUUGGAUCUGCAGAGGGCUGAGUGAAAGUCUGACAAACAUGCUUCAUUAAAAUCUAAUAAUACGUACAAAGUAUAGGAAAAAAAAAAACAAAAAAAAAAAAUGUUACUACUUCCUUCACUUUCUGGUUUAGUGUGGAUGUGGAGGUGAUUUCCAUCCAGCAACCUGAGUGGGCCAAGAACUGUUAUUUAAACCACAGUGCUUCUUCUUUAGCGAUAAUGAAAUGCCUUUAGUCCGUUUUUGUAACGUUGGACCUUAAACUGUUACCCUUCCACAUGCAUCGUUGCUGGCAGAGACCGUAGACUGACAGAAAUUUCACACCAUUCACAGCUAACUCGGGCUCUGUGGUGUUUUUUGAAAGUCCUUUUCCAGAACUUGUCUAUAUUUUAGCGAUUGAAAUGCUGAGAAGUAAAUAUAUUAUUUUUCUAAUGUAUCUGCUGGUAAACCGUUUGAAGCGGACAGUAACUCUUCUCUCUGAACACUUCCUUCAGCGACAUGCUUAGGUUUGGUUUAUCGUAAGCUGUUUUUUUUUCUAAAGGGACUCAGCUUUAGAUAUACGGCUUCGGCAGAGUGACAUUUUGAUCACGUUGGCGAGGUCAGCACGCAGUAGUAAUAUUUGGUGAUUAAUGUGCCGUUAUUCGGCCUUUGGCUGCAUGUGUGAGGUUACAGAGGGCAGGAACAACCCUGCAGUGCUGUACUUGCCAAUGCAUUAGCCGUCAACGGAAGAGAAAAUCAAAACCAUAGAGGAAUCAAUUAAUUGCGCUGUGAUUUUUUUUUUUUCGGCUGUGCUCUGCGCUGCUUACAAGACUGAAAUAGUAACAGAGCAUCAGAUAAUGCUGCAGGGUACCAGCAGUCCGUUCGUGGCAAACAUGGACAGCCAGGAUGUACCAAUUGAUCUCACUGGGAGCACUCCAUUUCAUCUUCACAUACUGAGCACAGAGAGCAGAGAUUUAACGAAACAUAAGCACAGUGUAGCACGAGAAGCAAUACCGCUGUAGCUCUGAGGAUGCGUCUCGAGAAUGUUGCGCCGUGUUAUUUGUUAUAUUCGUAUCAGACAUGUUGAAGAGAUUUCUGACUUUCACCAGGGAUCGUUGUUUUGUUGAAUAACUUUCCCGAUCUCUUCUUCUUUCCCGACGUAUUAAACAUCUGCUGCGCUGGACUUCGGGAGUAAAUCGACCGCAAUAUUUUUUGCUGAAACAAAAUCACUGGGGUUGUAGUCAACCGAAGAAAAUGACAGAAGUCUUAUCUACUCUUCAACCAAUCGAUUGAUUGUGGGGGGAAAAAAAAUCUGUACAUUAACUAAAUUGGCUGCAGUGCUCUGAGUUCACUCCACCUGCAGGAUUAUUAGUCCUAAUGAAUUAUAAAUAAAGAUAAAAAAGCUUGGAUUUGCAGCAUAUUGGAUCAUUUAAACUCAUUACGUUCUACUGAGAUAACAGACCAGCAUGCUCCUGCACGUGUUCAUAUGAUUUCUGAAAAUAGAUUUUUCUCAACUUGUGAUCCGGCACAAGAGCUGCAGAGGAAUAAAACGCAGACUAGCUAGCUGCUGUUUUUAGAGGAUCUGUUGGUUGCUGAGCUGUGAUAUACAAACUGCUGUCUGCUCAGUUUACACUCUUUGAGACCAACUGUUUGAACACAAUGCAGCUAACAGCUUCUUUGACAUGUGGUCAGUUGCUUUUAAAGCCCAAUAAAAUAGGUUUGACCUGGCAGUCACCAAUAGGUUGGGCGAGUUCAAAGUUGGCAAAAUGCAAUCUGUUCCUCCUAAACAAUGGAUUAAUCCCGGAAGGCUGUUGAUAUGCCGCCUUUCUUGUUAUAAAAGUAACACCAGAGAUUAACCAACCGAUGAGUGUUUGGACACAACAGUCCUAAAAAUCACUCAUAUCGACUUAAUCUCAUGUAAACAACAACUCCCAACACAAAAGCAGGUGUUAAAUACAAUAACUUCAACACUUUUGUCUCUUUUCUGAUAUGAUAAUAACAUUUUGAUAGAAUACGCUGCAACGUGCCCGCGACGCAUCCCAAAGCAGCUUCAAUGAGAUGUCACCGGACUUGUCAGAAUAACCACAUGCACUGUUUCAACACGAAUCCGUUUGUUCUGGAUGACGAGCACUGAAUUUGUUCCUCACACGCGUUACUGAUCAGCAAUAUUUCUUUCAGAGGACUCUUGCCUUACUUCUGCCACGCAGUCACUAAAAAUGGCUGAAAUUAGGGACUUCAAGAUGUGUUGUCUGUGCACAGUCUUUUAGUAUAUACCUCAUGGGAUUUGAGUUUGCAGAUGCUGUGUUCUCUUUCUUUCUUUUCUUUUCUUUCUUUCCUCGAUAUUUUAUUUGACAUUUUUAAAACACGCAACAGUGGUUUGUAUGCACGCCUGAAUUACGAUAUACAGUGUAUGUUCACACUUGAACAGGGACUGCAGCCUGGUUUUCUCAAAGGAAAGCUAGAUUUUUAAACUGAACUCUUUUCAUUGGGUGGCGCCACACCAACGUUAAUUCAUAAUGAAUUGCAGUGUGGUACCUUGUAAUGAAUGUUGCCUUAUUUAAAGACCUUUAAUGGAUCGUAAUGAUCGUGUAAAAUUCCAGACCUCUUAAUUUGUUUUUAAACCAAAGUCGAUAUAAAAAGGGCAAAAAAAAAUGUACAUUUCAAGUCCCAAAUGCAUAACUAGUUAAUUUCUCAGGUUCACGUGUAAAGUAAGUUUUAUUGUUUUGUUUUUUUUGCCGACUGCGUUACGCUCCAAACAUGAUCCUGCGAGUGUAAAUAUAUUUUAAUCGAGAUCAGUAAACAUCACUCGGAGUACUUUUUCAGUUCUGGUUAACUUGCUUUUUCUGUUUUUCUGUUUUUUAUUUCUUUUUAAAUCACUGAUUGCUGUCUGGUUAAACUGCACCAGAUAGUCGGUAUCAGGCCUUUCAGGGGCCAUGAAAUAAUUUGAGAACUUAGCUGUGAAUGUGGUACAUUAUGCAUAAAAAAAAAAAGACUGAAGUCCUGCACACAGUACGCUGUCAUGUCAUCAGCUUAUGAAAGAAAGUUAAAAACCGUGUUUGAAACUACCCCAAACGUUCAGAUCCUUUGUGAAACGAUUCUGAAGUCAUUUGAUUUAAACACACAGCAGGAAGUGAGAACUAACGAGCUCAAACAAACUCACCAUUCGCUGACAAAACAGUCGAUCCUCAGUAAUAUUAUCCCAGAUUAUUUGACUUCGGUGUAACAGAAGAAUUAAAAAAAAAAAAGUUGGUGGUUUUUUUCCAGAUUGGCUGUGUGAAUGUGUUCCAGCUUUCUUGAAAUUUGAGUCCAGUCAUGACAUGCACUUUGGGAAGGACGUGUUGUUCUCAGCCCCGCCACCAGAGGGAGCUGCUGGCAACAGUUGGCACCUUGUAUUAGUUGUACAAACAAAGCAUUUCAUGUUUCCAUAACCCUACCUCCAGUUAUAUGAAUCACUGGCGAAGCUAUAUAGACGUCAACUCCUUCAGAUCAGUGCUAUAUAUUUCAUGAUUUAGAGUUUUCUGUUUUUUUUUUUUUUUUGUGCUUGACUUUUUCUUUAUUUUUUUUUUUUUUACUCUGUUGCCUUCUUUUUCCCCUUUUCUCUUUCCCACACUGGAUAUUUUAUUUACCAUGGGAGCGAAAUAUGUGUACAUAACUUUAUAAAGGAUAAGUGAUGUGUGAAAGCAUUCAUGAAAAUAAAACGUUACGGCAA
Molecule: messenger RNA, 5076 nt
Organism: Stegastes partitus (bicolor damselfish)
Lineage: Eukaryota; Metazoa; Chordata; Actinopteri; Pomacentridae
Gene: cab39l1
Product: calcium binding protein 39, like 1
Exons: 9
Coding region: 312-1343 (343 amino acids)
Biological process (GO): intracellular signal transduction
Molecular function (GO): protein serine/threonine kinase activator activity
Source: RefSeq, a predicted model, not a curated record